Ixodes scapularis (black-legged tick) is the source of this 5613-nucleotide messenger RNA. RefSeq names its product disintegrin and metalloproteinase domain-containing protein 10 (gene kuz). Gene Ontology annotation, molecular function: metalloendopeptidase activity. Gene Ontology annotation, biological process: Notch signaling pathway; membrane protein ectodomain proteolysis. Bases 128 to 2662 code for a protein of 844 amino acids. The record is from RefSeq and is a predicted model, not a curated record. The transcript has 15 exons. NCBI's taxonomy places the organism in Eukaryota, Metazoa, Arthropoda, Arachnida, Ixodida, Ixodidae. Gene Ontology annotation, cellular component: plasma membrane.
UUGGGAAAAAUCUUGUCAAAAAAGUGCACUUUUGUGUGGGGAUUGUGCGUGUGCUGGCUGUGUUUUGACACCGUCUUCCUCUGUCGUCGGGAACGGACUCAAACAUACAAAACCAGAUGACAGUAGGAUGCGUUCUGAACUGCUAUUUUUUAUUAUAGUACUUUAUGUAACACCAUCUGAUUGCGCACGCAGACUUAAUAGGUUCGUAAGGCACUAUGAACCUUUGAUGUACAAUCACAAUGACGUCCACGAACGUCACGUCCGCAUCAAGCGGUCGCCAUUUGAUCAUGACGCUGCUCUUCACCUCAAAUUCCACUCACACAACAGGCAUUUUCAUCUCAGGAUAAAACGGGACACGUCGGUAUUCAGCAAUGACCUUGUGAUAGAAUCGCAUGACAGGAAGCCACUGGAUGUGGACUUAUCAAACAUUUACUCUGGACAUUUGUUGGGUGACCCCUCCAGCCAUGUGUUUGGAGCCCUGCACGGCGGCGUCUUCGAGGGGCGCAUCGAGACUCCCACGGGACACUUCUACGUGGAGAGGUCGGAGAAGUAUUUCGACGACGUCAAGCCAUACCACUCGAUCAUGUAUGCUGCAAGCGACGUGGAACUGCCGGGCUCCGACAACGACACCCAUUCCGGCUGUGGCGUCGUGGAUGGUGUCAAGCGGUGGAUGGAGAAGGUGUCGACCAGUGCGGUGCCUGAACAGAAAGACCUAGGGGGGCCGCGCAGCCCACGCACAGCGCGCUCUGCGUCCGGCGCAGAGUCGCACGCGGGAGAGGCCCCCCACGCCAAGUACCUGCGCAGCCCCUCGGGGGCCCUGGCUUCCCCGGCAAACUACCUGCCCAACCGGCGGGUGUGCAACCUGUUCGUCCAGACGGACACUUUCCUCUGGGACCACAUUACGAACACGGGCAAGGACGAGAUCAAGGCCCGCGAGGAGAUCUCCUCCCUCAUCGCCCAGCACGUGGAGGCCGCCAGCCGCAUCUACCGCAGCACCAACUUUGGGGGCAUCCGAGACAUCAAGUUUGCCGUCCAGCGCAUCAGGAUAAAUGACAGCACUGCCUGCUCUGGGGAAAGAAAUCGCCGCAUCAACCCGUUUUGUGCGGGAAACCUGGACGCCUCCAACUUCCUCAACCUCAACUCACUGUCCAACCACGAUGACUUCUGUUUGGCCUACGUCUGGACAUUCAGGGACUUUCAGCACGGCACCUUGGGUCUGGCAUGGGUGGCCUCUGUCAACGGGGCCUCUGGAGGAAUCUGUGAGAAGUACAAGACCUACUCUGAAAACAUCAAUGGCAAAUCUGAAAAUGUCAAGCGCAGUCUCAACACUGGGAUCAUCACGUUUCUAAACCACAAUGCCAAGAUACCACUGAAGGUCUCCGAAAUCACCUUUGCCCAUGAGAUUGGCCACAACUUUGGCUCACCGCACGACUACCCUCCCGAGUGUGUUCCUGGUGGCUCUUUUGGAAACUUCAUCAUGUAUGCCAGUGCCACCCAGGGACACCAGUCCAACAACCAGAAGUUUUCUCCUUGCAGCGUGCGCAACAUUUCGCACGUGUUGCACGCCAUCUUCAGGGGCGAGCAGAAGGAGAACUGCUUCCAGGACUAUGAGGGUCCAUUCUGCGGGAACAAGAUAGUCGAAGGCAACGAAGAGUGCGACUGUGGCUACGAGGAGCAGGAGUGCAUGGAGAACUGCUGCUAUGCCAGGGAGAACAGCGAAGGCAAGAAGGGUUGUACUCGCAAGCCUCAUGCUAUCUGCAGCCCAAGUCAAGGUCCUUGCUGCACAAAGUUGUGUGGUUAUGAGAAGGUAAACAAGCUAUGCAAACUGGAAUCUGACUGCACGGAGCAAUCAUUCUGCAAUGGAGUCCAGGCGAGCUGCCCCAACCCGGUGCACAAGCGCAACAAGACGGAGUGCAACAACGGCACCCAGGUGUGCUGGAGCGGGGAGUGCAGUGGCUCCAUCUGCGAGAAGUACGGCAUGGACGAGUGCUUCUUGACAGCCGACACAGACCCAUCUCCGGACAAGAUGUGCGAGGUGGCCUGCCAGGAGAAAGAUCGGCCCGAGACGUGCAAGAGCACAUACGACAUAGAGCGAAUGCGGGAGAUCCGGGGCAUCAAGCUGCGACCGGGCUCGCCCUGCAACAGCUUCCAGGGCUACUGCGACGUGUUCCAGAAGUGCCGCAACGUGGACGCGGAGGGGCCCCUGGCCCGGCUCAAGCGGCUGCUCUUCGACAAGCAGUCCCUGCACACCGUCAAGCAGUGGGUCACGCUCAACUGGUGGGCCGUGCUGCUCAUGCUGAUAGCGCUCAUAGUGGUGAUGGCGGUGUUCAUCCGCUGCUGCGCCGUGCACACCCCCAGCAGCAACCCCCGCAGGGCCCCUGCCCUCAGGAUAGCGGACACACUACGCAGGCCGGGGGACACCUUCCGGAGAAAGCGCCGCCUUCCCCCCGAAGCGGCAGUCCCCGGGGGCCCUCCCCCUCCGUACCCGGGCCCUCGCCCCACGGCCCCCCCGGCAGGGCCGUCCCAUGGCUAUGGCCAGGGGAGGGGUCACUACAGCCGGGGCGUAGCCUCCUCGUCCUCUUCGGGACCCUCGUCGUCGCGGCAACCGGGCCACCUUCCCCCUGAGGCCGUGGAGCUGCGUCCCGCCAAGCGUCGCCUUUGACGCACGCACCGCACGCCCGGAUUCCCUCUCAGCCCGGCUGCCGCAGACGCCGCCACUGCCAAAUGUACCGAGUCCUCGCAGGGGCACCGCGGAGGGGAGGGAGCGGGGAGUCUAGGGGAACUGUCGACGGUUCUUAGGGUAAGGGUUAGGGGAAAUGUGUUGGGAAAAGACUCUUAGAGUUCUCCGGUGCGACGCUCUUGGGCAUUCCUGGCAGGGGCAAAAUGUGCGAUCUCCAGCUGCGUCCAUUGUGUCACGAGCCAAGGCAUUCUUUCGCGGAAUGACCUUGACUCAACUCGUCCAGAAAGAAGCUUGUAAACCCUGAUGGUAGGCGGUCGGAAGCAGCAACAGAGAGGUACUGACCACCCGCUGUUUUUUGCGGUGUAAUAGAAAUCGGAGCCUUCACGUGCUGCGUGUGGCUGCUUGCAGUUUAUGAUGGAAGAAAAUGGGAAUUCUGCCUUCUCCUUGUUUUUUUCUAUGGACACUGGGCAAUGUCGAGCACUAAAAAAGGGACAAAUGCAACAAAAAUGAACAAACAUGCACCUUGUCUAGGCUCUACAGUGCUUGAUACAUGUGCUUGUGACCAUGACAUGUACUAUAAGGAUCGUGUUGCAGCCAAAAGCUAACAUUACCCCUAAUCACCCGAAGUUGAGAGGCAUAGAUUGAACAAUUAUUGUAUUUUUGAAGAUAAAGAUUUCCUUAGAAGUAUUUUAGCACAGUUUGUGCAAAUGGACUGCUGGAGAUCUCAAGUUUUCCCCCUGAGGGAGUGUUUCCUUUGCGGUGGCAGUAGUGAGGAUGGUGGAGGCCCAAGUGGGGAAUGGAGCGGUGUGUAUGGAAGACAUUGCAGCUCCUCGCAGGAUGCCUGCUUUAAGACUGGGAGAGGAAACUUCUCGAAGGGUGAACAAAAUAUUCUUGCAGCUCUCCCUAGAUGAGCGGUGUUUGAGGUCCACUUUACCACGUUUACGUUUCUGUUGUCAACUAGGUAGUGUACCUUUUUUUAGGAUAGCUAGGUUUGUUUAUUGCAGUAAUACCUUUACCCCUGAACAACUUGCAUGAUUCUUUUUGCUUGUGUGUGUGAUUUUAACAAAAUUGUAUGUAACCUAAUUUUGCUACUUUUUAUUAGAUUGUGCACCCUUUAGUUUUCUUGCAGGCAAACUGCUAUGCAAAAAAUCUAAAGGCAACAUUUUUUUUUUUUUUUUCAAUGUUGGCAUUUUUUUUUUUAAUGUGCUACAGCAGCUGUAAUUUUUUCUUGUCAAGCCAAACACCCAAGAGGUUGUCUAGUCCUCCUGAGAGCCUAGAGCAGCAUCCGUGCUGUGCAAUGCAUUGUUGGGAGUGCAAUACAUAGGGCUGUUCCACGAAGACUAAUGGACUGAUGGUGGAAAUGAUGACAGGACUAGGAGGCAUGGAAAUAGUGUGCAACGUAAUUUAACACUGUUUAAGAACUCACUUUGGGAGAAAUAGACCUUGGUGAACAAAUUUUUGUGGAGAAAGCAUGGCAAACUAGUAUGUGGGGGAGUUUUCUUUUUUAGCUGACAUUUUAAAAAGGUUUUUCCACAUGAACUUUUGCUCUGUCAUUGCAAGUCUUGGGUUUUUUUAUGUCGCAGAUUGAAAUUAUUUAUCUACCCGUUAUUUUCUGACAUGAUCGUUCUUGAACCUACUCAAGUAUGAAUCCUGUUCAAUCCUUUUGCAGUCAUUUGUCAGGUCACACCCAACAGUUUAAUGCAAGUCGUUUGAAACUCUAAAAUAAGUGCAAGCUCUUAAAAAGUUUUUUUUUUUUUUUUAAUGGAUAAGUAUGUUUUUUAUUAGGACCCGUUUGGGGCCUGCGACCACCACAAUGCUUCAUGGCACCAAGUGUGCGUCUGGGGCUUUUUUCUAAGCUUAGCUAUCUAGACCUUCGCAACUCUAAAUGCAGACAGGCUCAAGAAUAGUUAAAAGGCUGAUGCAUGACCAGAAAGGAGGAAAUCCCCUGUAUGGAGGGAUCAUACAUCUCACAAGUUCUGUUUAAUGCUGUCAAAGGCACAAACUCAAGAGUGCAGCCAUGCUAAAGGCUGAAGUUGCACUAGCAUUCGUGCAAGGAAAACACUCUCUGGGGCGACGCUUCUGCGUCCGUGCCUUCCCCGACACUGCACAGAACUCUUGAGAUAGUUACAUUUAGGUGAGGUGAAGGGCGGAAAGGGGGGAUUUUCAGCCGGAUUAAAGUGAUCUUGUGCAUUGGCCUUUAAUGACUGCAAAGGGCUGAUCCUUUCAGUUACAUACAUAAGCUUGGUUCAUCCAGCUCUAUUCAAAAUGAUGACUUUCCGCAGUGUUCCUACCGCUUGAGCGCAUGCCCAGUGCUGCCGCCACAGGUGGCGAACUGUGCAUGAGCUCGGUUAUGUCGUGACACUCUGAGGAUUAGGCAACAAGAACAGUUCUAUGAUCAGCUUCACUUCUACUACAAUUUUCAUGUGUUUCCCUUUUGCAGGUAUAGCUACCUCUAGUUUUAUCUUUUGAAAGCUACAAAGCCACAUGUAGGCUAUACGAAUGUGCAUAUUACUUUGGAUGAUAUUUUGUUUGCGUCUUAAUUUAUUGCUUUUCGUCGCGGGUUUGCCGAUUACUUGCACGUAAGUUUAGAGGAGUUAUUCAUUGAGGUUCAGAUCAAUGAAAGCUUAAAGGGGCAUGAUACCUGUUUUAGUUUUAUGUGUACUUCUCUAUUACAAAUCGUUUCUGCCAUAAGGAUCUCAGUUCUACGUUGCGAGUGAAGUGCUGCCUAUUUCGUGAAGCUCCAGUGGUGUUUUAAUAGUGUUGCAGCACUAAAUUGAAGAUCCUGAGCAUCGAAAUUGAGCUUUUUCAACUAAAUUUGUAGUUCCCGGUUUGGUUUAUUAGAAUGUUGAGUAACACUGUUUGCUAAAUUAAUUUUUCUUGAUUUCUGCAAAGAUUGUGUAACUCUAUAGUCCGUUGCAACCUAAGAACGAAGG